This is a messenger RNA of Seriola dumerili (greater amberjack), 2054 nucleotides long. It is a transcript of the gene avl9, whose product is annotated as AVL9 cell migration associated. Lineage: Eukaryota; Metazoa; Chordata; Actinopteri; Carangiformes; Carangidae. The coding region runs from base 144 to 2051 and encodes 635 amino acids. The record is from RefSeq and is a predicted model, not a curated record. The transcript is spliced from 16 exons. Gene Ontology annotation, cellular component: cytoplasm.
CCCUCUCCUCUGCGACUGAGUUGUGCUCCGGUCUGUUUACCGAUUCAGGAGUUUAAAAAAAUCUACUGUGUUUACUGUUUUUACAUCCGACCCCCGAUUUCAGAACAUCCCAGUCCUGACUAAACAUCCAGGGGGAGGCGGGCAUGGAGUCCCACGGCAGAGACGACGCGAAAGGGCCGGUGCUACACAUCGUGGUGGUUGGAUUUCACCAUAAAAAGGGCUGUCAGGUUGAAUUCUCUUACCCUCCGCUGAUGCCAGAUGAGGGUCACGACAGUAACCUGCUGCCUGAGGAGUGGAAGUACCUCCCUUUCCUUGCUCUGCCCGACGGAGCGCACAACUACCAGGAAGACACGGUGUAUUUUCACCUGCCGCCGCUCACUGCAGACAUGAAGUGUGUGUACGGAGUCUCGUGUUAUCGCCAGAUAGAAGCAAAGGCCCUGAAGGUUCGGCAGGCUGACGUCACCAGGGAGACGGUUCAGAAGAGCGUCUGCGUCCUCAGCCGAGUGCCUCUCUACGGUCUGCUUCAAGCGAAACUACAACUCAUCACACACGCAUACUUUGAGGAGAAAGACUUCUCGCAGAUCUCUAUUCUGAAGGAACUCUACGACCACAUGAACGGCUCUCUGAGGGGCUCCACUCUGGAGGGAUCGCAGGUUUAUUUAGGGUUAUCACCGAGGGAUUUAAUACUGCAUUUUCGACACAAGGUUCUCAUCCUCUUCAAGCUUAUCCUGCUGGAGAAGAAGGUCCUGUUCUAUGUUUCUCCUGUCAACAGACUAGUAGGAGCUCUGAUGACAGUUUUAUCACUGUUUCCAGGUAUGAUCGAGCACGGCCUGGUGGACUCGUCACACUACAGACCCAAGAGCAGCGUGUCGGAGGACCUGAGCCUGGUGGAGAGCAUCUCCGGAGCCGAGGAGUUCGUGUCUGUGUCCGUCACCGACAUCGCCAACACCACCCUGGAGCUGGAGGUGGAGGAGACCGUCCAGCCCGCUGCAGAGUCCCUGUCCUCUGGGAACAGCACAGAGGGGGACAAUCACCUCCUCAAACCCCCAUCACGUACCUCUCCAGACUCCUCAGAGAGCGACUGGGAGACCCUGGACCCCAGCGUGUUAGAAGAAGGUGGUGCUAAAGAGGCAAGUGAGGGGAAAGAGACGGGGUUGGAGCAGCUACAGGACGCCUUCGACUCCAAACCAGGAACGCCCAUCACUGUGCAGCCGCAGGCGGCCGGUGGUCAGGGAGGGGUCACCCAGGGCCUGUUGUCUGGUCUGGAGGAGGACCAGUACGGGCUGCCACUCCCCAUCUUCACUAAGGGUUACCUGUGUCUGCCCUACAUGGCCCUGCAGCAGCAUCACCUCCUAUCAGACGUAGCGGUGCGAGGCUUCGUUGCCGGGGCGACCAACAUCCUCUUCCGCCAGCAGAGGCACCUCAGUGAUGCUAUUGUUGAGGUGGAAGAAGCUCGUAUCCAGAUCCAGGACCCCGAGCUCCGAAAGAUCCUGAGUUUGACGACGGCAGACCUGCGUUUCGCCGACUACCUCGUCAAACACGUGACGGAGAACCGCGACGACGUCUUCUUGGACGGGACGGGCUGGGAGGGCGGAGACGAGUGGAUCAGAGCCCAGUUCACCCUCUACCUCCACUCAUUACUGUCCUCUGCACUACAGCAAGAUAAUGAGCGGCUGCUGGCUGAUUACGGCGCUCCUUUCAUCGCAGCCUGGAAGAUCAGCCACAACUAUCGGGUGUGGUACAGCAACAAGCACCCCGCCAUGACCGCCAUCACCCCAGGACACCCAUUCCAGGGGCAGUACAGUGUUGCUGAUGUGAAACUACGGCUUUCACACUCGGUGCAGAACAGUGAGCGAGGGAAGAAGAUCGGAAACGCCAUGAUGACCACCAGUCGCAGCGUGGUCCAGACAGGGAAGGCAGUGGGUCAGUCAGUGGGCGGAGCGUUGACCAGCGCCAAGUCGGCCAUGUCCUCCUGGUUCUCCACACUAGCCCAGCCUGCAGCUGUAACCCCCCCGGCCUCUCCUGAGCCUGCCACUGAGGUCAAACCGUGACCA